Herpailurus yagouaroundi (jaguarundi) is the source of this 4321-nucleotide messenger RNA. It is a transcript of the gene ZBTB14, whose product is annotated as zinc finger and BTB domain containing 14. The record is from RefSeq and is a predicted model, not a curated record. Gene Ontology annotation, biological process: regulation of transcription by RNA polymerase II. NCBI's taxonomy places the organism in Eukaryota, Metazoa, Chordata, Mammalia, Carnivora, Felidae. Gene Ontology annotation, molecular function: RNA polymerase II cis-regulatory region sequence-specific DNA binding; protein binding; DNA-binding transcription factor activity, RNA polymerase II-specific.
AGGGCCACUCCUCUCCCUAGUCCCAUGCACUUUUAUCCCACAAGCCUUAGGGAGAGUUACAACAGUGGGAAGCGACUAGGUAGGAAGGUUUUGCGUGGCUGCCUUCCCUUGGAGAUGACUGCAGGCCGAGGUACAUCGAAGGGACUGGCGGGGUCCACAGCAACUCUAUUAGUAAUGUUGCCCAGCUCUCACGUGUGCAGAUGAGAACCCCCCUGCUACUUUAGGCAGCUUAGGGGUGUGUUUGUUUUUCUGGAGAGGGAACUUUGGAGGGUUUUCAUAAUGUUGGUCUCUUAAGUUCGGUUCUUGCACCACAAUUUUUGUGGAAGAAUAUUGCAGCUCAGUCCUUGGUUCUGCCACACCGAAGUUUGCGUGCUCACUGUUCAGUCGAGGAAAGAUGUUUUUCAGAAUAUUCGUCUGCAGGAUGGAGUCCCUAUGGUAAGAGUUAAAACCCCCUAAAAGCUAGAAUUUUUUCAGUCUCCCAGUAGGGAUAGAGGUGAAAACACUAGGAUUUCUCAAUUACAACAAUAAAGAGCAGUGUAGUUUAAGUGAUAGGUGCACAUCACAUAGAAGCAUGGAAAGAAGAAAGCAGCUACUGUUCUCUCUCCUCCAGGGUUAAUUGUGGGGUAUGGACACGUCUAUGACUUUAUAUUGAUUUUUAAAACGUACACACUAUAUGCUUCUAUGAGCCUAGAAAUAAAGGUGGAGGGCUACAUGCCCAAGCAGGAAAUAGUGGGGGUAGGGGAUACUUACUGGCUUUUUCUGUAUCUGUGUAACUAUGAACCUCUGUGCAAUUCUGGGCAUGGGCUUUGUUAGGACUUCCUUAGUGGUUCUCCAACCCAUUCCUCUAAUCCCAGUGUACCGCCCCUGCACGCCCCAAGUGCCACAGCCUUUAUCUGUUCUCAUUCAUAUCUGUUCAGAGCUGGACCUGAUGCCGCCAGUCACCCUCCUCUCUGUUCCCAACCUGAAAAUGGGUACAUGUGCAAGUGGCAGGACGAGAAAGGACUGGCGCAUCCCUGAUCAGAGUUAUUCUGAUCUGAAGAAUUUGGUGUUUGAAGCAUUAAGAUAAUAGCCUGAGUUGUUCAUGGAGUUUUUCAUCAGUAUGUCUGAAACCAUUAAAUAUAAUGACGACGAUCAUAAAACUCUGUUUCUGAAAACACUAAACGAACAACGCCUGGAAGGAGAAUUCUGUGAUAUCGCCAUUGUGGUCGAAGAUGUGAAAUUCCGAGCACACAGGUGUGUUCUUGCCGCCUGCAGCACCUACUUUAAAAAGCUUUUCAAGAAGCUUGAGGUUGAUAGCUCUUCGGUAAUAGAAAUAGAUUUUCUUCGUUCUGAUAUAUUCGAAGAGGUCCUGAACUACAUGUACACAGCAAAGAUUUCUGUGAAAAAAGAAGAUGUCAACCUAAUGAUGUCAUCGGGUCAGAUUCUUGGUAUCCGGUUUUUGGAUAAACUCUGUACUCAGAAGCGUGAUGUCUCCAGUCCCGAUGAAAACAACGGCCAGUCAAAGAGUAAGUAUUGCCUCAAAAUAAAUCGCCCCAUUGGAGAUGCUGCUGACACUCAGGAUGAUGACGUGGAAGAAAUUGGAGACCAGGAUGACAGUCCUUCCGAUGACACGGUAGAAGGCACCCCCCCGAGUCAGGAGGACGGCAAGUCGCCGACGACAACGCUCAGGGUUCAGGAAGCAAUCUUAAAAGAGCUGGGGAGUGAGGAAGUCCGGAAGGUAAAUUGCUACGGGCAGGAGGUAGAAUCCAUGGAGACCCCGGAAUCGAAAGAUUUGGGGUCCCAGACCCCUCAAGCCUUAACAUUUAACGACGGAAUGAGUGAAGUGAAGGAUGAACAGACGCCAGGCUGGACGACAGCCGCCAGUGACAUGAAGUUCGAGUACUUACUCUAUGGCCACCAUCGGGAGCAGAUAGCCUGCCAGGCGUGCGGUAAGACAUUCUCCGACGAAGGCAGGUUGAGGAAGCAUGAGAAACUCCACACGGCAGACAGGCCAUUUGUCUGUGAAAUGUGCACAAAAGGUUUUACCACACAGGCCCACCUGAAAGAACACCUAAAAAUCCACACAGGGUACAAACCCUACAGUUGCGAGGUGUGUGGAAAAUCAUUCAUCCGCGCCCCAGACUUAAAGAAGCACGAGAGAGUUCACAGUAACGAGAGACCUUUUGCGUGCCACAUGUGUGACAAAGCCUUCAAACACAAGUCCCACCUCAAAGACCACGAACGAAGACACAGAGGGGAGAAGCCCUUUGUAUGUGGCUCUUGCACCAAGGCAUUUGCCAAGGCGUCUGAUCUGAAAAGGCACGAGAACAAUAUGCACAGUGAAAGGAAGCAGGUGACCCCCAGUGCCAUCCAGAGUGAGACAGAACAGUUGCAGGCAGCAGCGAUGGCCGCUGAAGCCGAGCAGCAGUUGGAAACGAUAGCCUGUAGCUAGAGGUGAUGGGACAGGACCCCGCUUCGCCUGAGCCCUGGAGACUGAGACCGCAUUGUUCGUCAUACAUGAACGCCAGUCGCUGUAUUUUUGUGGAAACUUACAGAGCAUUGUACUCGCUGGACUUAAGGCAGUGCUUGGUUAGGUGGUUUUAAAACUUUGCAAGGAAGUAAGGUUCCUUGGUUCCGACCAAACAGUGUCACUGUCCUGUCUGGUGUCUGGUGGUAAUGUCGCCAGUAAGUCCCCCUCCCUCUUUUUUACGAUUUUAAUUUGAGAACUCCUGUGUCCAGUUCAGAAGUAGGAGACUUCUGUUCCAUUUUUAAUUCCUCUCGACACUUGCUGCGCUGGUGAGUGUAUUGCACAGAGUGAUAAUUAAGUAAAUUGAUUUCCUGAUCAUCACGCUUAUUUGUGACUUCACAGUCAAAACAGCCUUUUUAAUAACUUAAUAAGAGUACUUCAUGUAGAUGCAGAAAAUACUGGUGGGUGGUUGACCAAGAACACCGCGUGGAUACGAACACAAGUUCCAGAAGUGCAGAAUGGCAUUAGAUUUGUAUUCGGUUUGUUAAUUUUAUAUCACUGGUUUUCACUAUUUUUGUGGACAAAUGAUGGUUGCUUUGCUAAAAUGUUUCUUCAUUUUGAUUGCCCGCACUUCCCCCAAAAGAUGUAGUCACAAGUCCCAAACACAAGGCUGAGCAAACCCACAGGGAUGAUGGUAGUCUGGGGGCUGAGUUCUUUUUGUUCCUCUCUUUUGGGGCAUUGUCACUCGGCGGCAGAUGCGGUUUGUGGGGUAGACCAGUUAUUAGAGGGAUAGCAAAGGGGGAAUAGGAACCUGCUCUCAGGGACAAGGUUUUCAUGUUUGCAACAAUUCCAAGAUUUUCUAGAUCAAAAUAAUUCUCAAUUGAUUUUUGAACUUGGAUUUUUACUUAGGAUCAAAUUAGGACAAGAACAGGUAUGCUUCUUCGGAUACAUGUGUGUCACUUAAGAGAAUGUCAUCAAGCGUUUGGGCUCUCUGCAGCACGUGAUUUAUAGGAGAUGUAAUAUCGUUACUUAAAUUAAUAAAUUGAAAAUCUUUUAAGUGUGUAAAUAGUGUAGAAGUGUUGGUCUUAUGUAUUUCAAGUAAAAGUAGACAGCUGCACUUUUUUUUUUUUGCACAUUGGAUUAAAAUAACUUUCAUAAGCAGCAAACAUCAGUCUCUUUUUUAACCAAUAUUAAAGACUAUCAGACCAAAUUUUUAUUUUUUUGAAGUAUAUUUCAUCAUUGGUGGUUAUAGUUUUAAGUAGAAUUUGGUUGCCAUUUCAUAGUCAUAAACAGAAUUAUAAACACUGUUCCAGUUUUGGUGUAUGCAAACUUUUUUUUUUAACCAUUUCUUUAGGAAUAUAUUGAAAUGCCAAAAUAGUUUGAAUUAUGUUCUGUAAUAAAGUAUUAGUCAAUUAUUUUAGAAUGUACAAUUUUAGGAAAAUGUCAUUUUUCAAAAUUUAUUUUUGAUUCCUAGAACUUUUCUCCUCAAGAUACAUUAAAGUAAUUUCAUUUCAUACUUGUUGCAUUAACACCUGUAAUUGCUGUUACAGGAGAAAUUUUAUUUUUUAACUUGAUGUAUAUGUUGUGCCCAAGAUCAUAGGAUGGAGAUGCUACCUUUUAAAGAAAGUUAUUUAUUGGUAAAAUGUUUAGUUUAAAAUUAAUUUAAUCUUCUUUCUUAAAAGUCGUUUAUUCUGUCCUAAAAGUAGUCUUGUCACUGUGUUUAUAUGCUGUUAGUGGAAGGGGAACUGAUUGGCGCUCCUUGGCUGUUUUAACCAAAGCAGAGGAAAAAUAAUUUAACGUCUUGUCGAUAGCUACUACAACAAACCAUUUUUGGGGGCUUCAUUUUUGUAUAUAAAAGAAAAUAUACUUCUGUUA